AUGGAUUUCAAAAAGAGAAAGGGUUUUGGAGAUAAUGUUGGAGAGUUGGAUAUUUUCAAACCUAAGGAGUCUCUGGAUAGGACACCGCCAGAGAAACGAAAAAAAUUAAUUUACUCUGUUAUUCAAGAAGCCAGGGCGUCUAUGAAAAGAACGUUCGACCAGGUUGUGGAUUCUGAAUAUUACAGGAUGGACGAGUUUCUGUCUACUUACACGAUCGACAGUAGGCCAGUGAGUUUUCAGCCAAGGGGUCUGGUUAAUCGAAACAAUUAUUGUUACUUGAACGCGAUUUUGCAAGCCCUGAUCGCAUGCCCACCAUUUUACAACAUGCUAAACUGUCUGAGCGAAAACAUCCCUUCGAACGUAAGAAGAAAGUCCAUCCCAUUUAUAGUCGGAAUGUGUCGUUUUGUGAGGCAGUUUGACUGCUCGCCUUCCAAAAUAAGGAGGCAAGAUAGGGGAGUGGGUAAACUUUCCGUGAUCAUCAAAACGUGCACCCCAUUCAGCCCGAGGUGUAUUCAUAAAUUGUUGCAUAGCAUGCGGACAGACUGGAUAGAAGGUAGACAGCAAGAUGCGGAAGAGUUUCUAAGUUUUCUUUUGAACGGUCUAAAAGACGAAAUGAUGGAGUUGUUUAAAUGUUGCUCUGAAGAGGGAAAUCCUCCUGUUGACUCUGCUACCGGCGAUAAUUCAAGUGAUGAGUGGAAGCUUCAAGGAUCAAAAAAUAGUGGAUAUGUAUACAGAAGGACCAAUUUUGCCAGUACACCGGUAAGCGACAUCUUUGAGGGAAAACUGAAGUCGAGCAUACAUCGUGCCGGAGGUCACAUCACAGAAAAUAUCCAGCCUUUCCUCACGCUGCCUCUCAACGUUGGAACAGUUCAGAGUGUCAGGGGAGCGCUCGACCUAUUCAUCUCCAAAAACAGAUUGGAAUGUAAUGGCCAGGUCGAAGCUUGGGAGCAAGUGGCACUCCACGAACCUCCUGUUGUCCUUAUCUUGCAUUUGCAGUUUUUCGAUUUCAGCCACGGCGGUUGCACUAAGAUCGUCAAAGAUUUGGACUAUGAAUUCGAUUUGAAUAUUGAUUCGAUACUGGAUUCGUCGAAAUCACACUCUCCAGAAGAGAAGCAGUACAAGCUAUUCGCCGUCGUGUACCACGACGGCGAUGAGGCUGACAUGGGACAUUACGUAACCGAUGCCUUCCAUGUCGGCUACAACUGUUGGUUGCGGUACAACGAUUCCUCGGUCAAGACCGUGCAGGAUGAGUACGUGUUGAAGCCCCAGGGCACUCGGGUUCCUUAUCUACUGUUCUACAGGCGUAGCGAUAUGAUGUGA
Messenger RNA from Leptinotarsa decemlineata (Colorado potato beetle), 1320 nucleotides. RefSeq names its product ubiquitin carboxyl-terminal hydrolase 10-like. The record is from RefSeq and is a predicted model, not a curated record. Gene Ontology annotation, cellular component: nucleus; cytosol. Gene Ontology annotation, molecular function: cysteine-type deubiquitinase activity. Lineage: Eukaryota; Metazoa; Arthropoda; Insecta; Coleoptera; Chrysomelidae. Gene Ontology annotation, biological process: protein deubiquitination; regulation of autophagy; DNA damage response, signal transduction by p53 class mediator.